AUGUUUUGUCGGAUUUUGUGCUGUCUUAUGAUAGUAAGGCAGAUUUCUGCCUCAAGUGCAGAGAGCUGUCCAGAAUUUCCUCCAGUGAAUAACAGCGUAUUUGUCGCAACGGAGGUGGAAGGGCAAAUUCUGGGGACUUACUUUUGUAUCAAGGGUUACCACCUGGUAGGAAAGAAAACCUUUUUCUGCAAUGAAUCUGAAGAGUGGAAUGUCUCCACCACUGAGUGCUACUUGGGCCACUGUCCUGACCCUGUGCUGCUGAAUGGCGAGUUCAAUUCUUCAGGGCCUGUGAAUAUAGGUGACAAAAUCACGUUUAAGUGUAACGACCGCUACUUCCUCAAGGGCAGCAAUUGGAGCCAGUGCCUGGAGGACCACACCUGGGAGCCUCCCUUUCCCAUCUGCAAAAGUCGAGACUGUGACUCUCCUGGGAAUCCAGACCAUGGCUAUUUUGAAGGAGAAGAUUUCACCUCGGGAGCUGUCAUUGCUUUUUACUGUGAGGAGAGGUACCGCUUAGUGGGCACACAGGAGCUGCAGUGCAUUGAUGGUGAGUGGAGCAGUGGAUUUCCCACCUGUAAGUGGAUCCAGGAAGCUCCCAAAACAGCUCUGCAGUCUGGGUUGGAGAAGGCACUUCUUGCCUUUCAGGGGACUAAGGACCUUUGCAGUGCCACAGAGAACUUCAUGAAAAGAUUACAGGAAAGUGGCUUAACAAUGGAAGAUGUAAAAUAUUUUCUGGAGACGAAGAAAGCUGAGUUGGAGGUUUCUAAGUCUUCUGCAGCAGUGUUGCUUAUUGUCUUGGAUGAAACCCAGCCCAACAUUGCCGUGAGGUCUGAGAUGGAGCAACACAAAGGAACAGAUCUUCUCCUUUUUUUAGAAGAAGAAGAAGUGUCUGAAAAGCACCAGGGGAACACAGAGACACUGGGAUUUCUUGGUGGAGUCCGGCAAUUUUUCCUCAAGGAAGUGACAGUUGAUGUGGAUAGUGAAUAA
Molecule: messenger RNA, 984 nt
Organism: Castor canadensis (American beaver)
Lineage: Eukaryota; Metazoa; Chordata; Mammalia; Rodentia; Castoridae
Gene: C4bpb
Product: complement component 4 binding protein beta
Source: RefSeq, a predicted model, not a curated record